Eutrema salsugineum is the source of this 396-nucleotide messenger RNA. RefSeq lists its product as uncharacterized. NCBI's taxonomy places the organism in Eukaryota, Viridiplantae, Streptophyta, Magnoliopsida, Brassicales, Brassicaceae. The transcript has a single exon. Bases 1 to 396 code for a protein of 131 amino acids. The record is from RefSeq and is a predicted model, not a curated record.
AUGAUGAAUUUCGACAUCAAGUCUGCUGCAGAGAGGAGACUGAUACAGCUGAACAAGUUGGACGAAAUCAGGCUUCAUGCCUAUGAGAACUCGAAGCUGUACAAGGAGAGGAUCAAUGCGUAUCACGAUUCGAAAAUCCUCUCCAGACAAUUUGAACCGAAUGACCAGGUACUUCUGUAUAACUCUCGUUUGCAAUUGUUUCCUAGUAAACUGCAUUCUCGUUGGUCAGGUCCUUUCAUAGUUAAGGAGGUUCGACCCUAUGGUGCCAUCGUCCUCCUCACACCAGAUGGCAGCAGAGAGUUCACAGUGAAUAGACAAAGGGUGAAACACUACUGGGCCAAAGCUGAGAUUCCAGAUGGACACAUCGUUCCUCUGGAUGGUGCACCUCCUGCCUGA